CUGAGUGGAAGUCACGAGAAACCUUAUUUCGUGUCCCAGGGCGUAUUGCCAGAACUUCCUGCUGAAAAACAGAUUAUAAAAUGUAUUCAUUUUACUUGCAAAACAUAUUUUCCCGUGAAAGGUGAGCAACAAACCUACCAUAGUGCCAUCCAUGAAGCCAUAGAAAACUACUCUGACAAACGGAGCGAUUCAGUUAGAUAAGCCCGUUUGGCUGUGACUAGCCAGGGCUUCGCAGUGUUGCUCGAGGGAGAAGUGACAGUGGACACAGACACGCAACUGGGGCUCGUAAAACAUAACAAGAGCCUGGAAGACUGUGCGAGCCACUGCCAGGCACAAUAAUUCUGACAGCUAAGGAUAGAAUGGAAGAGACGAACAACAGUUUACUGCUCUAAGGUGUCCUCAGAAAAUCAAGCACUAAAGAAACUUGUGAUAUAAGUACUCGUAUUCAAUGUUUGAUCAUUCGGAGAUCAUCCGCCUUUCUAUUUCAUCUUCUUUCGUGCUCAUAAAAAUAUCAGAAGUGUUACAUUAAUUAACAUUCCAACUCGAGUGUCAGGAUGAAGUCCCGCGAGGUCCUCAGCUCUGUGAAGAUGAUGGCCUGGGUGGCGGCAGCGCUGUGCUGCUGGGACUGGGCCCUUGCAGACUACGACUUCCCCUGGAUGACAGCAGACGGAGUUCCGCCAUCCUUCAGGAUCAACACGUCUGACUACGAAUUCGCGCAUGCCAUCGUCAGGCCAGGCGAGUCCAAAAAGGAGGUGGUCGAGGGGCCUCGCCUGCUGAGCCGCAAAUGGCAGCGCCUCGUCGUGUCCAGGGGCUCCUCCAUCACGCUCAACUGCUCCGUGGCCGACCCAGGAGACGUUUCGGUAACUUGGACGAGGAAUAAAGAGGUUCUCACGGUUGACAGAUACAGGCUUUGCAGGUUUAGCAGCGACACCCGACUCAGCCCACUGCACGAGCCUGGCUCCCGAGAAUAUAACCUCAGAUUCUCCAACGUCACGCCGGCAGACUCGGCUGUUUACGAGUGUCACGUUGGGACUCGGCCCGAGCAGAUUGCCCGGGUCAAGCUAUCUGUCAUAGAUGCAUACUCGGUGAUCUUCGGGUCGUCGGAGGUGGCGGUGCCCAAGGGCGGGACGCUGUACCUGCUGUGCAUGGUGCUGCAGGUAUCCGACAUCCCCGAGUACAUCAUCUGGUAUAGGAACAGCACCAUACUUGAGUACAACAGGAUGACUAUUUCGGUCGUGACGGAGGAAGAGACUCGCUCCAGCGAACUCCGGAUCCGCAACAUAACGUUCGCGGACGCCGGCAGGUACACCUGCCAGCCCUCGAACGCGUCGCCGGCGCACGUCCAGGUGGAGGUGUUUCAUGACACGAAGAACAAAUCUGGGAAGGCGCAGAAGUGCGACGACUGCGUGCUGUUCCUGCAAUUGGGGGCAACCUUCGCCUUCUUCACCGUGAGCUUCGUCGUGGCCUUCUGCGUGCACGGCCGCCGCAGAAACCCUUGCAGUGACCACCACCUCUCGCAGGAUCGCUAUGUCCCGCCAGAUAUUGACAAAACGCUAUAAAGCUGAGACGUGUUUUCCAAACAUCUGGCAAGUUCUUGUGUUUCAAAUUUCAGACUGGCUUUUCUUUUUUAAACGAAUUCGAUCGCAAUUCUAGUAAUCACUGAAUUGCACCUGUUUUGAUACCUGUUGAGCCGAAUAAAAAUCACAUGGGAAA
Messenger RNA from Penaeus monodon (black tiger shrimp), 1713 nucleotides. RefSeq names its product contactin-3-like. Gene Ontology annotation, cellular component: neuron projection membrane. The coding region runs from base 555 to 1559 and encodes 334 amino acids. Gene Ontology annotation, biological process: synapse organization. The transcript is spliced from 7 exons. The record is from RefSeq and is a predicted model, not a curated record. Lineage: Eukaryota; Metazoa; Arthropoda; Malacostraca; Decapoda; Penaeidae.